This is a messenger RNA of Cebus imitator (Panamanian white-faced capuchin), 506 nucleotides long. RefSeq names its product family with sequence similarity 240 member C (gene FAM240C). The record is from RefSeq and is a predicted model, not a curated record. The transcript is spliced from 3 exons. Bases 1 to 285 code for a protein of 94 amino acids. Lineage: Eukaryota; Metazoa; Chordata; Mammalia; Primates; Cebidae.
AUGCUUGGAAAAAAUGUGGGUGAAAGCCUCACUCUGAAGAAUCCUGGAAGAGUAGCAUACGAUGCAGGCGGGAUAAAGAUGUUUUGGGAGAAAAAAAUCGAGCAUCACGCAAGACACCUGCAGAACGAGGACAUGAGGGUUCGCAGGAGCGCCCUGAACAAGCUCCGAGCAGGAUGGGCUGAGCAGCUGGAGGGGAGGAACAAGAUGCUGCAGGGCCCGAGGAGGCACCCAGGCAAGGCCCCGGCGGCCGCUGAGUUUCAUACCAAGGACAAGACGGCAGCCUGAGAACCGCGGAGCUCCAGACCCUGCGUAGCUUCUGGAAGCUCAUGGAGAAAGCACACCGCCCGUGGGGUCCAAGCAUCCGCGCUGGAGUUCACAGGAUCUUCAUCAUGGAAACGGCCCCCACUUCCCUGACCUGUAAUAACCCACCUCAAGGCCACACUGUGGCAGAGACCCAGGGUUUUCCAGCACAUCACAGGUGCCCAGUAAAAGUUCAGUCAGUUGGA